GCAACCUUCCUUCGCUCCCUGGUUGUCUCCGCGCGGCGACCACUUCACCACGACCUCUCCUCCACCUCGGCCUCGCCGCUAUACAGCCAGCCGAGCUCGGCUCCAAUCCAGACCAGACCGCAAUUAUAUAACCACCGCCGCUCCCACCUUCCCAGAACUUUUGCCCCCCUCCCCACCUCUCGUUCCCUCCCCCUCCCCCUCCCCUCCCCACGCCCGCGCCGGCGAGAUCUGCCCAGAGUGGACCCCCGGCGAGGAUGAGCAGCCCCCAUGGCGGCCUCGACGACCAGAUCGAGCGCCUCAUGCAGUGCAAGCCCCUCCCCGAGGCCGAGGUUAGAGCACUGUGCGAGAAGGCCAAGGAGAUUUUGAUGGAGGAGAGCAAUGUUCAGCCUGUAAGGAGUCCUGUUACAAUCUGUGGUGAUAUUCAUGGGCAGUUUCACGAUCUUGCGGAACUGUUCCGAAUUGGUGGAAAGUGUCCGGAUACAAAUUACUUGUUUAUGGGAGAUUAUGUAGAUCGUGGCUACUAUUCUGUCGAAACUGUCACGCUGUUGGUGUCCUUGAAAGUUCGUUAUCCUCAGCGAAUCACCAUUCUUAGAGGAAACCAUGAAAGCCGACAGAUCACUCAAGUUUAUGGAUUCUAUGACGAGUGCUUAAGGAAGUAUGGAAAUGCAACUGUGUGGAAAACCUUUACGGAUCUGUUUGACUACUUCCCCUUGACAGCAUUGGUCGAGUCAGAAAUAUUUUGCUUGCAUGGUGGAUUAUCACCAUCCAUUGAGACACUUGAUAACAUACGUAACUUUGACCGCACCCAAGAAGUUCCUCAUGAAGGGCCCAUGUGUGAUCUUCUGUGGUCUGACCCCGAUGAUCGAUGCGGUUGGGGUAUUUCUCCUCGAGGCGCUGGAUAUACCUUCGGACAGGAUAUAUCAGAGCAGUUCAAUCAUACCAAUAACUUACGACUUAUUGCUAGAGCUCACCAGUUGGUGAUGGAGGGAUUCAACUGGGCUCAUGAGCAAAAAGUGGUCACCAUAUUUAGUGCACCUAAUUAUUGCUACCGCUGUGGAAACAUGGCAUCAAUCUUGGAAGUUGAUGAUUGCCGGGAGCAUACUUUCAUCCAGUUCGAGCCGGCCCCGAGAAGGGGAGAACCAGACGUAACUCGUAGAACGCCAGACUACUUCCUGUGAUGAUGUGAAAUCGGUGCCGACCUCUGCACCAAAGGUUUGAUAACUAGCUGAAGUUUGUUGGCCGCAGACAAAUCUUUUUGCUGAAAGUCAGUCUCCCGUGUGCUAUUCUUGUUAAUUUUUUCGCCCAUGAUGCCCCCUGGCUGCUUGCGAGCCGCUUCGCCGCAUCGUGACCAAAGUGUAUACCUACCUACAGCUGGAAGGAAAGGAUCAAUUGUGUUACUCACCUCUCUAAUUGAUUUGAUGCUCUGCUUGGUGGAUGCUGUGGUAGUGAACGAACUUGAGCAUCAAGCAGGGUUUGUAUUGUGAAAGGAAGCCUUUUUCAUUUCGUUCCCCCCUCUGUAUUCAUUUUUUCCCCAUGUUCGCACGCUUCGCCUAAUUUUUAUUUUCUUUUGAUGAUUAUUUGUUGUAGAGAUGAACACUGUAGUUGUAUGAUCCCGUGCUGAGAGCCCUUGUUAGGUCUUGUGAACCCGUAUUGACUUUCCGUAUAGAAUACCUGUACUUGUAGUA
Messenger RNA from Triticum aestivum (bread wheat), 1685 nucleotides. Its product is annotated as serine/threonine-protein phosphatase PP2A-2 catalytic subunit. The record is from RefSeq and is a predicted model, not a curated record. The transcript is spliced from 11 exons. The coding region runs from base 255 to 1178 and encodes 307 amino acids. Gene Ontology annotation, molecular function: protein serine/threonine phosphatase activity. Lineage: Eukaryota; Viridiplantae; Streptophyta; Magnoliopsida; Poales; Poaceae.